AUGAAUUGUUCUUUCUCUGAAUUUCCACAAAUAAAUUCAUCUUCUUCUUCAGUUCAGAUUUCGCUCCAUGUUGUUGAUGGUAUUAAAGAUUUCUUUUUUCUUCCCUUCAAGUUUAAAGUGGGUUUCUUAGCUAGGGUUUUAAGGGUUUCGGGUUUCUCUGCAAUGGAUGCCUGGAUUUGGUUAUUAUCUGAUGUUCGCAACUCGUUGCUGCUCAUCAAUGGUGCUCGAGUGGGUGCUGAACCCAAACUUCCCUUUUUUGGGGUCAAAGUGAGUGGGAAGUUGCAGUUACUUGUCUCCAUUGUUACCUUACAAUGGAAGCUUGACUUAGCUGCUAUGGUUGUCACUCACUUGAGUGCUUCCCACAGUCCCUUAUGCGAGCUAAAUUCUAGUUGGAAUUUUUGCUUUUUAAAUAAUUAUGAUUCUUGGGUUUGGAAUAUUAGAGAGAUUGAUUUUAGUCUUCUCUCUCCUAUUAUCUCGGAUGAAGAUAAUGCUUUGCUUGUAGCAAUAGUCUCACCCGAGGAGAUUAAAGAUGCAGUUUUCGAUCUUGCUCCUGAUAAAUCUCCUGGUCCUGACGGAUUUCCUCCUUUCUUUUUUCAAAAAUAUUGGACCCUUGUUGGAAAUUCAGUUAUAAUUCUUCAUGUGCAAAUCAUUUUAGAGCUAUUAGUCUUUGUUCCAAUUUAUAAGAUAAUUUCUAAAGUCAUUACUAAUCACUUAAAAUUAGUCCUUGGAAAAAUCAUCCACCCCCUUCAGGGUGCCUUUGUUCCUGAACGUGCUAUUCAAGAUAAUAUUUUAAUAGCUCAUGAAGUGUUUCACUCUUUCAGUAAAAAAUCUGGUUAUGAGGGGUGGAUAGUUGUUAAGCUCAAUAUGGAAAAAGCUUAUGAUAGAUUAGAAUGGAAUUAUAUAUUAGUUACUCUGAGAAAGUUGGGUUUUUGCUCUCAAUGGGUAGAAUGGAUUAAAUGUUGUAUCUCAACUCCUUCUUUCUCGGUGCUGGUCAAUGGUAUCCCAAGUGAUAGAUUCAUCCCUUCUAGAGGUAUUCGUCAAGGUGACCCUCUAUCUCCCUAUCUCUUUAUUCUUUGUUCGGAGCUCCUUGCUAGGCAACUCUCUGCGGCUAUUGCCCAAAACGACAAGCCAAUUGGAGUCUCUAAAGGAAAAUCUGGUGUUCGUAUCCCGUUCCUUACUUUUGCAGACGAUACUAUGAUCUUUGCUAGGGCCUCUGAAGUUAGUUGCUCUACUAUUAAGCGGAUUCUUGAUAAAUAUUGUUCUAUGUCUGGUCAACUUGUAAAUUUUCAUAAGUCCGCCUUUCAAUGUUCCCCGAAUGUUCUAGAUUAUUCCAAAAUUAAUUUUGCUUCUAUGUUGGGUAUGACUGAGGUAGACAAUUUAGGAGAGUACUUAGGCUGCCCAAUUAUAGACUCUCGAGUCACAAAGGAAACUUUUGGGAAAGUUUGUUGUAAAGUGGUUAGCCAGUUGCCUAAGUGGAAAGCAAAUUCCCUAUCGCAAGCAGGUAGAACGGUCCUAAUUCAAGAUAAUUUGGCGACUAAAGCUAAUUAUCAGAUGCAAAAUUUCUAUCUUCUUAAGCCAAUUCUCUCUAGUUUGGAUAAAUCCUAUAGGAAUUUUUUUUGGAAUAAAGAUAAUCUUAACAAGACUGCAAAUUUGAUUGGUUGGGACAAAAUUUGUCUUCCUAAACAAUAUGGGGGUUUAGGCAUCAGAAAAGUUGAUGUCAACAAUGUAGCUUUGCAGAUGAAACUUCUCUGGAAACUUAUCAAGCUGAAAGAUAAUUUAUGGGUUAAUUUGGUUAAAAAGAAGUAUAUUAAAUUUCAAGAUAUUCUUACUCAUAAAGUCUCCUCAGUUGCGUCUUGGCAAUGGAAAAAACUCAUGUCUAUUUGGCCUUUGUUUAAAAAGGGUUUAAGAUGGCAGGUAGGGAAUGGUAGAGAUAUUAGUUUUUGGGAUGAUAAUUGGGUGUUCCAGUAUCCUAUUAGGAUGGUGGUUAGUCCUCUUCCUGGGCCAGAAAACUUUAGGGUUAGUGAUCUUAUGGACGAGUUUGGGGGGUGGGACCGAAUCAAGAUUGGUUUGUUAGUUCCCUCACAUAUUGUUUCCAGGAUAUGUUCUUACUAUCUCCCUUCGUCUUCUCAAAAAGACUCUCUAGUUUGGGGUUUGACUGCGGACGGUGAGUAUUCAGUCAAGACAGGGUCACUUUUAGCUCAGGGUGUUUUUAAUCCAAAUUUUGAGAAAGUAGAAUUUGCUUGGUUAUGGAAGCUUCAAGUCCCCCCUAAAAUUAAAAUGUUCCUAUGGAAAGCUUGUCAUGAUGGGCUUCCCUCUAAGGAUAGGCUUGAAAAAUGCAAAGUUUUUAUUCCUCAGCAAUGUGUGUUAUGUUGUAAUGCCUUAGAGUCUAUCUCUCAUCUCUGUUUUCAGAGCCCGUUUACGUUAGAGGUUUUUGCUUGUCUCCAAUUCAUCAGAAAUAAAGUUAUUUUCAAUGAUGAAGGUUUCUCCCCUCAUAGGGUUAGUUAUAUGAUUAGCAGUUUUUUUGCUCAGCGGAGUAAGUCUGCUGCUGAAGGUGGGAAUGAUAUCAUUAUUCCUUCCCCCACUAUCAUCAGGCCUUUUCCGAAGGUUGCCAGAGCAGGUCCCAAUCUUGUUUGGUCCCCCCCUCCCGCUAAUUUAUGUAAGCUCAAUUUUGAUGGUUCUAAAGAUAGCAUUAGCAAUGCUGCUUUAGGUUUUGUUAUUCGUAAUAGUAGUGGCGAGGUUUUGCUAGCUGGGGCUAAGUCGUUGGGGCCUCACAUUUCUAUUGUUCAAGCCGAGGCUUGGGCCCUUAGUGAAGGUGUUAAAGGAGCUAUUUCUCUUGAUAUCUCGCAUAUUAUAAUUGAAGGAGAUAACCUUAUUGUCAUUAAUUCUAUGAAGAACUCUUGGCGUAUUCCAUGGGAGAUUUAUAAUAUUGUGAAAUUAAAGAUGCAGGUGUAUAUCUUAGAUGUGUGGAAGCUUAAGAGGCAUGUCAAAUGCUUGAGGAGACGUAUCGUGGCACUGAGGCAACCACUCUGUCGAGAGAAAUCUCUCCUUAAAAGUGCAUUUUAUGAGUUAAUAUUGGACCACCAUGCGACAAAACACUGCAAACAUCGCCAAAAAGUGUGA
Beta vulgaris subsp. vulgaris (sugar beet) is the source of this 3120-nucleotide messenger RNA. RefSeq lists its product as uncharacterized. The record is from RefSeq and is a predicted model, not a curated record. The transcript has 7 exons. Bases 1 to 3120 code for a protein of 1039 amino acids. Gene Ontology annotation, molecular function: nucleic acid binding; RNA-DNA hybrid ribonuclease activity. Lineage: Eukaryota; Viridiplantae; Streptophyta; Magnoliopsida; Caryophyllales; Amaranthaceae.